AUGUAUUUUGCUUCUUUGGGACUCCAUUUUGCUGCUUCAGAAUAUCAAGUUCGAAUUAUAAGUGGCAGCGAAGAAGGUUUGUCUGGCUGGAUUACAGCCAAUCUUCUUCUUCGUCAACUGUAUGUCAACAAUAACCCUUCGGAAACAUAUGGCAUCUCCGAUAUAGGUGGUAAAGGGACAGGCAAUGCAACAGCCUGUUCUCUAACAGUGCAAGAUCUUUUCAACAAAUCUUCUUGUUCAUGGUCGAGUUGCGGCUGGAAUGACGUCUAUCAACCUGUUCCGAUACCAAAUACACUUCGAUUCAUAGCUAUGUCAGGGUGGUAUUACACAUUUAAUUCUCUUGCACCUCGUGUACCUGUACAGCAAAACGAUCAGAACAACUACGAAUUCGGCUCGACGAACUUAGCUCAAAUUGAAACAGCUAUCAACAUGGUUUGCAACGAACCAUGGUCAUCGGUAUUCAGCCCAGACAAAUUUCGACCAGGUAAUUGA
Messenger RNA from Rotaria sp. Silwood2, 492 nucleotides. Lineage: Eukaryota; Metazoa; Rotifera; Eurotatoria; Philodinida; Philodinidae. The record is from the annotation of a GenBank genome assembly.